UCAUUCGGCAACACUGUUCUUAAAAAUCUUAUAUUUAAGCUUAUAAGCUUUUAUAAAAGCGUUAAAAAAGGUCAACAACAGGGCAAAUAACAGACCGUGAUUGGGUUUGAGCGUUUUGACACAAUCGCCAUCUUGAAUAAGUUAAUUGACAGGGCGUCGGUCUGUUUAUGCUCUAUCUACAAAAGAAGGAUAAAAAGAAUAGAAGUGUAGUGCUAAAUCUAAUGUGAAUAAAACGUUCGGAGCAGACUUCACAAUUUACACUACAACGAAAACGAAACAGCAUUUCAGUCUGCCUACUCAACAUUUUUGGAGCCGAAACGACCGGAACGUAAACAAACUGAUUACCGGUCACUCAUUCCCAACCCGUCCACCAUCGAGAAACUUUUGAUAUCUCUCGUCUACUUAACGUUAAAGUUACACACCCGCAUAUAUAUCACAUGCUGGGCUGGAUCAGUUUUGACUAUGGUUUCGAUCGAUUUCAAUAAGUUUAAUUAGGUUUAAUUGAAUCCAGAUUCGAUCUAGUUUCGACCAAAACAUUGCUGGUUGAGUGAACAGGAAUUCACUGACAGGAACAGAUCAAAAUAGAUCAAAAUCAGGACUUGAGUGUUAUUUGAGCGGGAUGAACAUGAGCGCCAUCAAAGUUUAUAUUCAAGUGUAAACAUUGGAAGCGUUUUUAAAUUUAGUUAUUUUAUUGUAAUUCGUGUGAUCAAGUUUUAAAGUAAAUUUCGAGAAUAUGCGGGCGUAUCACUGUUCAGUUAGAGGUUGUAGAAACAAAAUGUCGACUACGAAACACGAUACCAGCAUCGUCUAUCAUAAUUUUCCUAGAAACAAACAGCAGUGGGAAGCUUGGAGAGCAUUUUGUGACAACGGGAAAGAAUGGACACCCAAGCAAAGCCAGGGUAUCUGUUCAAAACAUUUCGGUCCAGAUUGUUAUGAUGCCGCGUUUCCAUUUCAUUCCAUUCCGGAUCUUGCAAAACAGUCUAGACGCCUCGUUUCAAAAGCUGUGCCCAACCUCCGAGCACCUGAGCCUGAGCCACGGCGAUCUUGGUCGAUUUCCCCACUCCCAUGGAAUGAUUCACAAUCCGCAGAACUUAAAAACGAUACGCUAGAAGUGGAAAGACAGGAGGAGACAUUGGAAGAAGUUUUCGUUUCCCCAUUGCCGGACUUGGACAAUGUAGAACUGAAGUCCGAACCAGAGGAUAACAGCGAAUUCGGACUGACGUCUACCGACAAGAAUGAUGAGAGCAACAAAGCUAAUUUACCAUUGAAAUCAUACUGCCGUUUAUGUUUACGAUUAGUCAAAUCAGGUUUUCUCAAGUUGUUUGAUGCCGAUCAAAUAAAGAAAGCGCGAGGCCUUUUCAAUUAUAGUUUUGCUAGUCGCCAUCUUAUUUGCAACAACUGUUCAAUCCUGAUGGAUAUCGCUUCGGAUUUUAAACAAGCUGUGCAGGAUGCAAACAUGUUGCUAGAAGUUACAGGUGAGGUUGCCGGCGUUACUCUUAAAAGCGGAUUUUGGGAAAUUACAUCGAAUUUGGCCGCCGUUAGAAAAUGUAAAAGAAUGCUUGUGCAACAUUUGGUAGAGCUGGGUAUUGCUGCCGAUACCUACAGAUCACUCCACAAAAAGGCUUUUGAUAGACUCAGUGGAAAUGAUAACUCAAAAGGUUGUUCUGUUGGUGAACCAAAUGCAAGGAUUAUUUCGAACAAUUCUUCUAUUAGCGAACCGAUUGAAACCAAUACUAUGGAUAGUUCUGUUGAAGACCCAAUUGCAACGAUUCCCUUGGAUGGUUCUUAUGCCGAUGAGCUUUCCCCCCUAGAAUGCAAGGGCCUCUUGAUAGAACCAAUGCUAAUUGAAGCAUUGGAAACGGAUGAUGAAGAUCAGCAACUAGAACAGAAGAGCGAGGACGAAAUUACAACGGAAAUUUUGAAAUUUGAAGCGCUUGAUGAAUCAAUAUUCGAAUACGAUGUGUCUGAUAUCAAUGAGAGAGAGUCAGAGAGACUUCGUGCUGCAGAUAAAAGUCCAAAAAGCAAACAGCACAAUAAAAAGAAUGGUAAAACAAAAAAUAACGAGAUCGUAAGUUCAAAACGGAAAAGAUCACAAAUGACUAGAGAAGAGUAUCUUGCGUAUAAAAGAAGCACGCGCAAACCGUUGACAUACAGUCAAACUCAUUGGCUCUGUUAUCAAUGCGGAAAAACGGUGCACAUCAUGACUAAGGAAUACCAUAUUAACGAGCACAAAGGUAUCAAACCGUAUCGUUGCGAGAAAGGUUGCGAUAAGACGUUCUACGGCGUUUUGCAUAAGCAACGACACGAGCAUCGCCAGCAUGGCGGAGAAGAUGGUGGAUCAAAAUCAAUGACCUGUAGGAUUUGCGGAAAGGUUUACCGAACGAGUCCUUACGGUAUGAGUUUGCAUAUGCGUAAACAUUCAUCUGAUCUGAGACACGAUUGUGAACAAUGUGGUAAAAAGUACUUAACCAAAUUCUUGUUGCAUACACACAUGAGAAAAAAACAUCACAUUUUGUACCCCUAUGAGUGCGACCAGUGUGGAGAAAAAUUCAAGUAUAAACAGGAGAAAGAUUUUCACAUGAAUACUGUUCACGAGAGACAUAAAACAUGAUCAAGCUGAAGUUCAAAGCUUCAAAAAAGGUAAAACAGUAUAAAAUUUGCUCGAUAUUGCAACAAACUACAUCAUCAGCGCGAUGCCAAACUUCCCCUAUCCGAUUUAUAGAGUAAGUACGGUAAGUUUCAAAAGAAAAUGAUCGAUCAUUGUUUCAAAGUAGGUUAACAUACAGUCAAUAAAAUGGACUAAAGUUCUUGAAA
This is a messenger RNA of Uranotaenia lowii, 2814 nucleotides long. RefSeq lists its product as uncharacterized. The transcript is spliced from 8 exons. The coding region runs from base 734 to 2611 and encodes 625 amino acids. The record is from RefSeq and is a predicted model, not a curated record. Gene Ontology annotation, biological process: regulation of transcription by RNA polymerase II. Gene Ontology annotation, molecular function: DNA-binding transcription activator activity, RNA polymerase II-specific; zinc ion binding; RNA polymerase II cis-regulatory region sequence-specific DNA binding. Gene Ontology annotation, cellular component: nucleus. Lineage: Eukaryota; Metazoa; Arthropoda; Insecta; Diptera; Culicidae.